CAUCAACUGCUGUGAGAGUUCUAUCUGCCGCUUGGUGACGGUGGAAUGUCGCAUUGUGUCGGGACAGUCAGCGAGCUACCUGGCAACUCGCCCUGAGGUGAGAACCUGCCUUCCUGCAACACGGGCGAUAAGAUAAGGCUUGUGUUCGUGCCAAGGCUGACCCACAAUUGAGGCCAAAGUAGGAUUUGGAUCUCGAUCAAUGACGUCGGCCGUUCCUUUUCGCCUGCUUCUUUCAACCACCAUCGACAAUGAUGGGGAAACAUCGUCAUACCCUCUACAGCACUGGCCCAAUCGGAGUCCUAUCUUGCAACCGUCUGACGCCAUGGAUCUAGCAACACCGGUGAUUAAAGGUACCAGUGGCCCUCAGCACUUGGGGCCCUUGACCUCCAUUCCACCACAGGACACGCGAAUCGAACACGACAGCCACAAUACUUGGACAAAAUGGCAACAGCAGAAGCAGCCUAUGCCGUCGAGAAGGCCAUCGGUCACGAUGACAAUAACAUCAUCCAGCAGGAUGUCUCCAACUUCAACCAGAAGGGCACCGGCGACCCUAACGAGACGAUGAAAGCUCUAGUAUGGCAGACCAAGCAAAAGGUCGAGAUUGUUGACGUUCCCAAACCAAAAAUCAUCGAGCCCCGCGACGUCAUCCUCAAGGUGACCGGCACCACCGUUUGCGGUUCCGAUCUUCAUCUGCUCCACGGCGCCGUCCUCCAAAUGCACAAGGGCGAUAUCCUCGGCCACGAAUUCUGCGGUGUCGUCGACCAGGUCGGCUCCGCCGUCCGUGACAAGGUUCAGGUUGGCAAGCGAUACGUUGUCUCCUUCCAGAUUGCCUGCGGUGACUGCUUCUUCUGCAAGCAGAAGCUUUCGUCGCAGUGCGAAACGACCAACUCGAACACCACCACCAAGGCAAUGUACGGAGGGAGGACAGCUGGCAUCUUUGGGUAUUCGCAUCUGACGGGUGGUUUUGCCGGUGGUCAAGCCGAGUAUGUGAGGGUCCCGCUGGGCGACGUAAACUUGCUGGAGAUUCCAGAUGAUGUUCCAGAUGAGAAGGCGUUGUGGCUAUCUGAUGUUUUGCCGACGGCUUACAAUGCUGUCAAGGAUACUGCCGUAUACCCCGGUGAUGUGGUGACUAUCUUCGGUGCCGGGCCUGUUGGGCAGAUGGCGGGUGUUUUUGCAGUCGGCGAGGGUGCCAGCAAGGUUAUCUUUGUCGAUACCGAGCCCAGGCUGUCGAUCAUCAAGUCGAGAUGGCCCAAGCAGCACCGGGACAAGAUUGAGGUGCUGGAUUUCAAGCAGCUCAGCUUUGGGGUGACCAGCAAGGACACCGUGGUGAGCAAGUUGAAGGAGUUGACAGGUGGGCGUGGCCCAGACGUUGCUAUCGAGUGCGCCGCUGGAGAGUACGCCAAGGGCUGGAUGCACUGGCUGGAAAUGAGCUUGGGAGCCGAGACGGACACGAGUGAAAUCAUCAAUGAGAUGAUUGAGGGUGUGAGGAACUACGGUCGUGCCGGUGUUACUGGUGUCUAUGUUGGAUACACAAACCACUUCAACAUUGGAUCUUUGAUGCAGCGCGGCAUCCGCCUGAUUGGCAACGGCCAGGCCCCCGUGCACAAGUACUGGGAGGAGUUGCUAGAGAAGAUCAAGACGGGCGAGCUCGACCCAGUGCAGAUGAUUUCGCAUCGUGUCCGCCUCGAGGACUUGGACAAGGUCUACUACAAAUUUGACAACAAGGAGGACGGCAUGCAGAAGGUGUUUGUUGAGACCAAGUUCUCGCAUCCACGAGCGGCUGGGACGCCAGAGCUGACCAAAUACUAGUCUGUAUUUUGAUACUGGGAAGCAUUGAGGAGUUAGUUGUUACCAUUUACAUGUGCCCCAAGCGUGAACCCAUC
Messenger RNA from Podospora pseudopauciseta, 1883 nucleotides. RefSeq lists its product as uncharacterized. The coding region runs from base 442 to 1809 and encodes 455 amino acids. NCBI's taxonomy places the organism in Eukaryota, Fungi, Ascomycota, Sordariomycetes, Sordariales, Podosporaceae. The transcript has 3 exons. The record is from RefSeq and is a predicted model, not a curated record. Gene Ontology annotation, molecular function: oxidoreductase activity; zinc ion binding.